Molecule: messenger RNA, 639 nt
Organism: Lindgomyces ingoldianus
Lineage: Eukaryota; Fungi; Ascomycota; Dothideomycetes; Pleosporales; Lindgomycetaceae
Exons: 1
Source: RefSeq, a predicted model, not a curated record
UCCUCCAUGGCACGCGCCUAUCUGCACCAACACUCGAACGCCUCGACCCACCCGCCCUCGCUGUAUAACUACUCAGAGGCCACGCCUACUGAGACGUCUAUCAGUACUGGGCUCGCCAGCCAUUUCUCUGGCGUACCUUUGCUGGAGGAGGUAAACGGUGUGCUCGAACGACGGCCGAAUCAGCUCAGACAACCCAUCUUCGAGUGUUCGUUCUGGUUUCUGAGCUGCUCGUACAUAUCCCACAACCAAGAGGAGUGGCGAGUACACUGCUUAAGCCAUUUCCGCGGUGAAGAGCCUCCUAAGUCAGUGCAAUGUCCGCUGUGUGAGGACUUCAAAUACACCAGCGACAAUGGGUGGACCUCUUGGAACUAUAGGAUGGACCAUGUUGCAUACCACCACUUGCUUGGUCACACCCUGCGGACCAGUCGCCCGGACUUCCACCUAUUUCAGCACUUGUGGCAGAAGCGCCUGAUUGACGAUCAGGAUUUGAAGGAGUUGAAAGGCGGGAACCACAAUCUCACUCGACCACCGUCCAACUUUACCGUAACGAAUGGGCGGCGUGGGCGAGAGGGGCAUGAGGGGCGGGGCCAGCGACACCAACAUAUCGGGCGGCGAGGCCAGUUCGGAGGGCCGUCCUGA